This is a messenger RNA of Trichomonas vaginalis G3, 948 nucleotides long. RefSeq names its product positive regulation of hh target transcription factor protein. Gene Ontology annotation, molecular function: protein kinase activity; ATP binding. The record is from RefSeq and is a predicted model, not a curated record. Gene Ontology annotation, biological process: protein phosphorylation. The transcript has a single exon. Lineage: Eukaryota; Parabasalia; Trichomonadida; Trichomonadidae. The coding region runs from base 1 to 948 and encodes 315 amino acids.
AUGGAGCAAAAGGAGAUUGACUUUCUUAAAACACAAAAUAUCACAGUCAAACAGAGUAUCGCAAAGGGUGGCUUUGACGAAGUAUUUUUGGUCUAUUCAUCUCAAUACAAAAGCGAUUUUGCUUUAAAGAAAAUCCAGACAAAGCGUUUUAAUAGAGCAGAAGUUGAAUGCCUUAAAGCAAUUGAUCAUGUUAAUAUAAUGAACCUUUACAAAUACUUUUACUUUGAUGGCUGCGUGUAUUUAUUAACGGAAUAUUGUCCGUUUGAUCUCUACCAUCUUCUUAAAGAGAAGGGUUCUUUGUCAGAAGACUUACUUCAGAAAUAUUGUCUCCAAAUUGUUAGCUCUAUUAAGGCAUGCCAUGAUCACAAUAUUGCUCACAAUGAUAUCAAGCCUUCCAAUUUCUUACUUGACAAAUAUGGAAGGAUAAAGGCCUGCGAUUUUGGAAUUUCUACUAUUUUCAAAUCAGAGCCAACAAGCAGUUCAUCAAAAGGAACUUUAUUAUUUAUGGCUCCUGAAAUGUUAGCUGAGAAAAAGCACAAUCCACUUAAAGCAGAUAUUUGGGCUUUAGGUGUCACAUUAUUCUACUUAGCUACAAGAACAUAUCCUUUCCUUGCUUCAGAUUCGAAACUCUUAUUGAAAGUUAUCAACGAUGGUGGAGUUCCACUUAAGGCAGUUUCAAAUCCUCUUCUCAGAAACGUCAUUGCGAGGUGCUUAGAAUACGAUCCAAAUACUCGUGCUGAUGUUAAUGAACUCUUAGAAAUGCCUUAUUUUAAUAGUGGAUGCAACGAAACCAAAGUCAAUCACGUUGGUUCUUCCAUAUCUCCAUUCCAUCCAAUCAUUAAGCCAAAGAUUGCUUAUGAUUCAAAGUUAGGAUUGAGUCAUCUUUCCUUGAUUCCAUCGAGGAGACCUCCAUCUUUAUCCAACAUUCAUUCAAAUAAUACUCAUUAG